Candoia aspera is the source of this 4637-nucleotide messenger RNA. RefSeq names its product centrosomal protein 104 (gene CEP104). Gene Ontology annotation, cellular component: cilium. Lineage: Eukaryota; Metazoa; Chordata; Lepidosauria; Squamata; Candoiidae. The transcript is spliced from 22 exons. The record is from RefSeq and is a predicted model, not a curated record. Bases 189 to 2918 code for a protein of 909 amino acids.
CCGCCUGUCGCUGCGCCGCUGCGCUCGCGCCUGCGCAGUGACGUCCCAGCGGUUGCUAGGGGAACAGAGGCCCUAGUGAUGGAGCCGGAAUAAAGCGUCUUCAUGCUGGCGAAGGACGCGCGAGCACCAGAGGCCGCCCCCGCCCGCCGCGUCGGACGGACCGGCUCCAGUUAGCUCAAGAGGGCAGGAUGCCACACAAAAUUGGGUUCAUUGUUAUAAGUUCAUCUGGACAUGAGGACGGCUUCAGCGCGAAAGAACUGAUGGUUCAUGCGCCAACGGUCAACGGGUGGAGAUCACCAAGGCUCUGUCAGUACCCCCAAGAAAUAGUCCUCCAGAUGGUAGAACGAUGUAGAAUUCGAAAACUGCAGCUCCUGGCUCACCAAUAUAUGAUCUCCAGCAAAAUUGAGUUCUACAUCAGCGAAAAUCUGCCCGACUACUUUGCGCCCUAUAAAUCGGAGCGAUUCCAGAGGCUGGGUUACGUCUCUCUUUCUGAUAACGAAAAGACUGGCUACAGGGCCCGCGAACUGAAAUCGGUCUACGUGGAUGCGGUUGGCCAAUAUCUAAAGCUGACAUUCCACAAAAAUUAUGUGAAUAGGUACAACUUGUACAGCCAGGUUGCUCUUGUGGCAAUAAAUAUCAUUGGAGAACCUGCGGACCUCAGCAGUGACAACACCCAGUCUUGCAGGGAGAAGCUGAUCGACCAUUAUCUAGGGAGCAAUUCGGAUGACUUGGCCUUCGAGAGGAGCUACCCUGGGAAGGCCGAUGCAAUUUCCCCACUGGACGAUCUGGCUUUCGACAUGUACCAAGAUCCGGAGGUGGCCCAGAUAAUCCGCAAGCUGGACGAGAAGAAGCACGACGCGGUGCGCCAGGAGCAUUACGAUCACGCCAAGAAGCUCAAGCAGGCCAUUGCAGAUCUGCAGAAGGUCGGGGAGCGGCUGGGGCGCUAUGAGGUGGAGAAGCGCUGCGCUGUCAAGAGGGAGGACUACGACCUGGCCAAGCAGAAGAAGCAGCAGAUGGAGGAGUAUCGCCUGAAAGUCUACCAGCAGCUGGAGCUGCACAACCUCCUGGACCCAGAUCUCACUAUCCGGCGGCCGCCCGAAUUGCCCCUCGAGCCCAUGGCUCACCCCACCACCACCCUGCAGCAGAAGAAGCCGCUGCCCUCCCCCUGGCGGGAGAAAGCAGAAACGGAGAUUCCCAUGCCAUUGCUGCCAGAGAAGCCCCCCGAAGCCCCCUUGCCCGAGCCGGAUGCCUCUCGGUCCUUCUCUCCCCCGCUGGCCCAGGCAGCCUCCGUCCCUGUGGAGGCCUUCCCAAAGAUCAGCGUCGAGUUCCUGCCUUACGACGAGCGGCCCCUCCCUGCCAUCCGCAAGCAGCAGGAGGAAGGCUUUGCCUUGCUGGAGCCCGAGAUCGGCGAGGAGGACCCUGGUGACACGCCAAGGAGCGGUGUGGUCGGCGAGCCGGAGCCUCUGACGGAAAAGGCCCUGCGGGAGGCCAGCGCAUCCAUCGAUGUCUUCGGGGAAGUUCUGGUGGCCGGGGCCUACUCCAAGACGUGGUCCUACCGUGAAGACUCGCUGCUCGCCAUCUACAAAAAGAUGGCAGAGGCUUCCACAAGCACGCCGAAGGAGGAGCUCAGGAACAUGCUCCGGGGGGCCGUCUUCCUCGUCGUGAGGGCCAUCAAAGACAUUGUCUCUUCGGUUUUCCAGGCCUCCUUAAAGUUGCUAAAAAUGAUCAUCACGCAGUACGUCCCCAGGCACAAACUGGGGAAGCAGGAGAUCAUUUUCUGUGUGGAACGGACCUUCCCCAACCUUCUCUCCAGGACAGGGGACUCCUCUGCCCGCCUUCGGAUGGCAGCUGCCAACUUCAUCCAGGAGAUGGCGCUCUGCAACGAAGUGAAGCCUCUUCAGGUCAUACCUGCCCAUCUGGUGCAGCCCCUGAGGCCCAACUGCCCCACGCACCUUGCCAUGAGCCAGGUGGAGUUGGUGGAGCGCUUGCUGAGAGACCUGGGGACCGAGAACUCCGGCUUCACCGUCGAUAACGUCAUGCGGUUCGCAACUGGAGCUCUGGAGCACCGUGUGUUCGAGGUGCGGGAAACAGCUCUCCGGAUCAUCUUGGAUAUGUAUCGGCAGCACCGGGACAGCAUCCUGGACUACCUUCCCCCUGAUGACGCAAACACGCGCAAGAACGUGCUGUACAAGACGCUGUUUGAUGGGUUCGCUAAAAUAGACGGCCGACUCACGGAGGCCGAACUCAGAGAGAAAGAGAGCGAUUUCCAGAAAUCCAGGAAUCAAGUGGAAACACCCAAAAAGGCCACGCAGCUCGUGACUGCGGACGUUCCCGAAGAUCAUUCUUCCGUGGCAAAUUACCUGGACAACCUCUGCAUCUUCUGCGGCGAAAGGGACGAAUCCUUCACGGAGGAAGGGCUGGAUCUCCAUUACUGCAGACACUGCCCAAUGCUGACCAGAUGCGACUUCUGCAAGCAGGUGGUCGAGAUUGCCAGCCUGACGGAGCACUUGCUGACGGAGUGUGAGAAGAAGGACAGCUUUGGCAAGUGUUCCCGCUGCUGCGAGGCCCUGCCGAAGGAUGAGCUGCCCCGGCACAUCAAAGGGAGGGCGUGCAAUCCUGCCAAACCUGAAAAAGCGGCCAAUCGUUGUCCGUUGUGCCAUGACAAUUUUACACCUGGAGAGGAGGCCUGGAAGGUGCACCUGAUGGGCAAAGAUGGCUGCCGCAUGAAUCCGAGGCGCACUCAUUUCUUGAACAAGAGCAUGCCAACACAGUCAGUCACCGGCCGGGUGGCCGGAACUGUCCUGAACCGAUCUGGGCCCGUGGGAACGAAACUGCGCUCCCCCACGGUUGGAAGCAAAAUCCCCACCCCUCGAGGAGGCUUGAAUAAAAACACUGGCAGAACGUAUGCAAAGCGAUGACACGGAUCCCUUCUUUCCCGUCAGCCCCGCUUGCUUUUUCGCUGCAGCACGGCUUGCGGGGGAGAGCAGCGGUCCGAAAGUCGCCCUCCCGAUGCUCCGCCAAUCCCUCCUCCUCAUUUAGGGUUGCUGCACUGCACUGUCUGUGGGUUCUCUCUACCCCAAGAUUGCAUCAGCCCCUUAGAGGCAGAAAAGCCAUAUGUCAGAACCUCCAUCCUGCGUUCUUUGGGCUGUGGUAUGAUACAGUCUUCCUUGGGUCACAGAACCCAGGGAGGGGGGACCUUCGUGUGCCUGCUUCUCUCCCACGCAAGCUUCGGUUCAUUUUCUCUGGACCAAGUUGGUUCUCUGAUUUUAGUGUAAUUGGCCAGGGUUGUCUAACUGCAGUUCAGAUGAGUUUUUGAAGACAGGAAAAGGACAAUCUAGAUGCAGGUUAAAGCCAUUGCUGGACACAGCCCCCAUUUCUGCCCCAUUUAAGGGCACUGGUUUUUCUCCUUAUGGCCCAUUUGCUGCUCUCGGGGGGUGCUUGGGGUGAGAUCUUCCUAGGGAAUUGAGCGUUUAAUGUCUCCUGGCAUCUGCUCCCCGAAGCAGCCCCCUAGGAAGGACCAGCUCUUUUCCUUGUUUAUGAGGAGAUGUGCCGGGAAUGUGGAUUUAAAGACCCCAAACCAGCCAUUAAAAAGGUGGUUUUGGUCCCCACCGUGGGCAUCCAUGUUUUCUGGAGGAUCACACUUUAGCAUAUUCCCUGGGAGAGGAGCUACAGCAGGGGCCGAAGAUAAGAUUAGAAGCUAGAGGUAGAUCUCUGGGUGAUCUUUGGUCAAGUGGUAAAGGUUUGCAAGCCCUGUUGCUUAAGGGUAGGAACCAUUAAAAGGCUUCUCAUCUCACACACAGCACACACACACACACAGACACCCCAAAGGCAGGCAAAACCAAGUUCUGAAAAGUAAAAAUUAAAUGUGUGAAUUGCCACCACAGUUUGGCAGCGCAAACCAGUUCCUGCCCCUGAGCAUCCUAUUUUCCCCUUCGCCCAGCCUUGCACCCUCCAGAUAUCAGACUACAAGUCUCCCUUUUCCCUAACCAGCACGUCCUUGCUGGCUGAGCACAGCCGAGUGCCAUUGCUGGAGGAAGGAGAGCAAGGGGUUGUAUUCUGAUUCCCUCUCCUCAGCACAGCAACAGAUACCCUGAUCAGGAAAAAAAAGCUGAGGAGUCAGCCUCUUAGCAGCAAAGGAGGUUGUGCUGCAGGUGGUCCUCACUUAACGACCACAAUUGGGACCAGAUUUUCCGUUGCUAAGCAAAGCCGCUUCCGAUUAAGCGAAUCUGAACCGAUUUUACCUUUUUUCCGGUGGCCGUUAAACAAAUUGUGCAGUUCCCCGUUGAUUUUGCUUGCCAGCAGUUGGCCAGGAAGGUCAAAAAUGGGAAUCUUGUGACCAUAGGACACUGCAACGGUCAUAAAUGCGAACCGGCUGCCAAGCGCCCAAACCAUGACCGUGGGGAGGCUGCGACGGUCAUAAUUAUGAGGACAAGUCGUAAGUUGUUUUUUCCAGCACCGUCAUAACUCUGAACCACCACUAAACGAAUGGUUGUUAAGUGAGGACUACUUGUACUUACUCCACUGACAUGGAUCUAAGAAAGACAAGAGGGAGAGCUGAAUAGAGGCAGUAAAUGGGCAAAAUCUCAAAAUCUUUCCAAGCACGGUUGAUAACCAUGGCUGUGCUGAGAACUCUUCAA